This is a messenger RNA of Trematosphaeria pertusa, 2011 nucleotides long. RefSeq lists its product as uncharacterized. Bases 433 to 1953 code for a protein of 506 amino acids. The transcript is spliced from 3 exons. The record is from RefSeq and is a predicted model, not a curated record. NCBI's taxonomy places the organism in Eukaryota, Fungi, Ascomycota, Dothideomycetes, Pleosporales, Trematosphaeriaceae. Gene Ontology annotation, biological process: regulation of DNA-templated transcription. Gene Ontology annotation, molecular function: DNA-binding transcription factor activity, RNA polymerase II-specific; zinc ion binding.
CUUCUAGAGUGUAGUCUCCUCGAUCUCUCCAGCGUUCGGCAGCCGCCUAGCCAGCAUAUGCUGCUCCUCGGACAUCCUCAAGCAACUUUUCUCCCCUAUCGACCUUCCAAAAACCUGGAAAGCGCAAUAUGCAUCGCCCGAUACUGCUGGAGAUGGGGCCUUUGCAUUUAUCGUCUUUUCCAAUUGGUCACCGUUGCAAUACGAGGCGUUCCUUGGCGGCUGUCACUGCUAGCGUCACCGUCCCCGCGAGACUAUUUUCGGCGCUCUCCUCAUCGUUCCGGAGUAUCAUGCCGUCCGGAGCUCAAACAGAUGAUAUCUCCACAUCGUUCUCCGCUUUCAGCGUGUCUUCCAUUGCUUUCCGCUACCUCCGCGUGCUGGAGAAGUCUCCUUUUUAUUUGAUUUCUUAGGAGCUUUGCCCGGCUCCGUUUUCCGAUGCCGAAGCGUUCACCAGGCUGCUUCGAAUGCCGCAAACGCAAGGUCCGCUGCGACGAGGCAAAGCCGGAGUGCAAUACCUGCCUUCGGCGCGGCACAAAAUGCCCCGGCUAUCGGCCAGCGCAAUCAUUCAUUCUCCACGAAUUUAAUGAGAAGACCGAGAGGCCUGCCAUCAUCAGAGAGGACGAAAACCGGUAUCGAUACGCAAACCAGGGCCCGGAUAGCUCGAGCCCGACGGAAAGCCGGGCGGGAGCCGUGGUUCAGCUUCAGCCUUCAGAGCUUAGGCCUGUCGAGGCUCUCGUGCCUAAGCAGGUCAGCCCGAUAGCCGUCGAACGCGUUCAGCAUCUAGGAACCUUUCUCGCGCUUUAUUUGCCAACAUGGGACGGUCAAACGUUGCCGCCUCCAUCAGCGGUAAUCCUUGCCCUACCUAGCCUUCCAGCAACCAGCCAGGUUCUUCUCGCAGCAGUUGAUGCCUUGUCUGCUGCGCAGCUUGCGGUCGCCAAUCGAAACUACCCUCUCAUCCAUAGGUCGAGAUCUCUCUAUGGCACUGCACUCAUGCAGAUGAUGAAAACUAUCAAAUCGCCAACUCAGGCGCUGGCAGACGAAACGCUUCUAGCAACAUAUCUCCUUACAUUGUAUGAGGUCUUCGUAGGAGUUACGCAAGGACAUGGAUUCUUCUACCAUGUGCAAGGACUGCUCCAUCUCCUAAAGGAGCGUGGCCCGUCUUCGUUCAACAGCAGGCUGAGCAUGCAGAUAUUCCAUGCCAUACGAUACAACUCGUUGAGCAUUGGCUACCAUGUGCGCAAGGCUUCCAUGCUCGACUCGCCCGAGUGGCUUACCGUGACGACAAGGGCCGCGAGAGUCGACCCUUACGUGGCCUUGCUAGACAUCUGCAUCUGCAUACCUCGUCUUCUCGAGCGAACUGACAAGCUUGCAGCAGCUGGAUCACCGGCAGCAGAUAUCGAGAAACUCAUCGACGAUUCGCAGCAGCUAGCCGGCCGAGCGAAAGCAUGGUUCGCCGACCUCGAACGGAGCGGUCCCCGAUACCAUAAAGUCGACGUGGGCUUCAUGGAAGGCUUUCUCGAUAUCUGUAACGACCGAACCUUCGAUCCCGUUUUCGACUUCCACGCAUUCGGCGCUGGCAUUUGCUACUUGAUAUACUGGAUGAGCAUGCUCAUUCUGCAGUCCAACACCUUCAAGCUUCUCCGGCAAUUCCGCCAGCUCGAGCCAAAACAACUAUUCAUGUGGGAUCGCGAGAUUGGAGGGUAUGCAGAUUGCAUCUGUAGGAGCGUACCCUAUAACACUCGCCCAAACACGGGAUAUACCGCUCGAUUUGGAAGCAUGACGCCGCUUGUUGCGGCGAGGAAAUACUACGAGGUCAAGAAGGCGGAGAAAGAAGUCAAAUGGUGUGAGAAGGUAUAUCAUAAUUCGAGGGUGCCAGGGCUGUACAGCACGCCUAUUCCGAUGGAGCCACUGAAGGGGGUCCAAAAACUUGUACAAAACAGCGAUCGGUAUAUUUGAAUGCGGUAGGCUCGAUCCACAGAAUUGCCAUUGCUAGCAACGAUCUGAAGUUCUCGAC